Messenger RNA from Melospiza melodia melodia, 1126 nucleotides. Its product is annotated as splicing factor 3A subunit 2-like. NCBI's taxonomy places the organism in Eukaryota, Metazoa, Chordata, Aves, Passeriformes, Passerellidae. The record is from RefSeq and is a predicted model, not a curated record. The transcript is spliced from 2 exons. Bases 1 to 1116 code for a protein of 371 amino acids.
AUGGAGCUCAGUCCCACGAGCUCAGCCCCAGCAGGGUUCCCCCAGGACCCCUCUUUGAGAGCCACUGCAUCCAGAGGGGUUCAUCCCCCCAAGAGGGGUUCAUUCCCCAAAGGGAUUCAUCCCCAUCUGCAUCCAGAGGGGUUCAUCCCUCCAAGAGGGGUUCAUCCCCCUUGCAUCCAGAGGGGUUCAUCCCCCCAAGAGGGGUUCAUUCCCCAAAGGGGUUCAUUCCCCACUGCAUCCAGAGGGGUUCACCCCACAGAGGGGUUCAUCCCCCCUGCAUCCAGAGGGGUUCAUCCCCCAAAGGGGUUCACCCCCAUCUGCAUCCAGAGGGGUUCAUCCCCCAAAGGGGUUCAUCCCCACUGCAUCCAGAGGGCUCAUUCCCCCUGCAUUCAGAGGGGUUCAACCCCCCAGAGGGGUUCAUCCAUCCAGAGGAGUUCAUCCCCACUGCAUCCAGAGGGGUUCACCCCACAGAGGGGUUCACCCCACACUGAUUCAGAGGGUUCAUCCCUCUCUGCAUCCAGAGGGAUUCAUACCCCAAAGGGGUUCAUCCCCUACUUAUCCAGAGGGGUUAAUCCCCACUGCAUCCAGAGGGGUUCAUCCCCCACUAAUCCAGAGGGGUUCAUACACCAAAGGGGUUCAUCCCCACUGCAUCCAGAGGGGUUCAUCCCAUCAGAGGGGUUCAUCCCCCUUGCAUCUGGAGGGGUUUCCCCACCUUCCCCCAGCUGCAGUCAUUCAGGCUCGUCUCUGGUGGCCAGAGCUCAGGAGCUGUUUCAGGGAUUAAGAGAAAGAUGUUCAGUCCAGGUCAGAGCUGGUUGGCCAGGAAAGCACCCAGGAAGGCUUUUUGUUCGAGUGAGGCGGAUUUUGGGGUCUGAUAGGUGCGGCUUCCCCCUUGGCAGGAGCCCAUCCAGCCUUUGGCAGAGAUCUCUUGGCUAUUUGCCUGGAUUGGGAAACGCCUGCAGCCCCCCCGACCUCAAGUGCAGCAGAGGGGUGGGGCUGGAGAAGGUGCCAGGACAAGCCCCCCACUCCAGUGGGUUUUGGGGUGGUUGUUAUGUAUCUAUGCUUGCAAAGCUUCUGUAUUACUGCCUGUACUUCCUUCCAGAGUCAAAAUACAGCUGAACCCUUCCCA